Syngnathoides biaculeatus (alligator pipefish) is the source of this 6892-nucleotide messenger RNA. RefSeq names its product collagen, type IV, alpha 2 (gene col4a2). Gene Ontology annotation, molecular function: extracellular matrix structural constituent. Lineage: Eukaryota; Metazoa; Chordata; Actinopteri; Syngnathiformes; Syngnathidae. Gene Ontology annotation, cellular component: basement membrane; collagen trimer. The transcript is spliced from 48 exons. The coding region runs from base 1 to 5349 and encodes 1782 amino acids. The record is from RefSeq and is a predicted model, not a curated record.
AUGAAGUUGGGAUGGAGGAGACUGGGUUUAGUUUUGGGGGGCUUGGGCCACACCACACCUCCCCAACCCACCCUAAAAAAAAAAAAAAAAAAAAAAACCCACCCACUGCAACGACCACCCUCACCCAAUGAUGCGAACGGACGCGACCAGUGCAAACAUUUUGGACCUUUCGGCGUAAGGAGAGGGUCCGCUCGGUCCACUUUUGGUGGGUUUUCGAGAACAAUAUUCCAGUCGUGUCUGCUGUGGAACGUUUCGUCGCUCCGUCGCGCCCCGAACUCUGGUGGGCGACACAGUCAUGUUUUGAGAGCUGUUUGGCGGGGCGGGGGGGGGACCAUGCAAGGGCAUCACAACAGACGCGUGGCGCAUCUCAGGUUGCUGCUGCUCUGCGCCUGCGUCGCCGUCCUCAUUUCGGGAGCGCGCGCGGGUGGGAAGAAGCACAGCGGUCCCUGCGGAGGAAGAGACUGCAGCGGAGGCUGCAAAUGUUUUCCCGAGAAGGGUGCCAGGGGUCAACACGGGCCUGUCGGCCCCCAAGGCAUCCCGGGGCCCCCGGGGAGACCGGGCGAUCCGGGCAUCCAAGGCCCAAAGGGGCACAAAGGCGAUUCUGGACGUAGCGGCAUCAUUGGGCCCAAAGGAAACACGGGAAUGAGUGGCAUAAGCGGCUUCCCCGGAAGCAACGGAAUUCCGGGCCACCCGGGACAUCCGGGACCCCGAGGGAAGCCGGGAGCGGACGGCUGUAACGGGACGGCGGGAGACUCCGGCAUCCCGGGUCAAACGGGCCGGAAAGGAGCACCCGGUUUUCCUGGGCAAGCGGGCAGGAAGGGGGAGAAGGGCGACACCUUGGAUGUGACCGUCUACAUGCAGAGAUUCAGGGGAGACCCGGGCACACCGGGACUCAAUGGACUACUAGGUCCUCCUGGUAACAGAGGAUGGCAGGGAAACCCGGGCAUCCCAGGACCAAAGGGUCCACCGGGGCCCCCGGGUCCUCCCGGAACGAAGGGCGUGACGAACGUGAUCAAGGGGAUGAAGGGCGACCAGGGGGAGAUCGGACCCCCGGGACCUCCGGGAAACUCGACUCACCCCCACAGUCAGCUCUCUUUCGGACCGUUGGGCCCACCUGGACCGAAGGGUUUUAAAGGAGAAAGCGGCGAUCCGGCCGACAACAGAGGAGAAACCGGAAUCAUGGGGUUCCCCGGAUCUCGGGGUCCACCUGGUACACCCGGGAGGCCUGGACCACGGGGGGACGCGGGGGAGCAAGGACUAAUAGGCAGAGAUGGUCCAAAGGGUGUGAGGGGAGAGGCGGGGGAACUGAUUUCUUCAGGAUCGUGGCCCUGGUCUUCAUCAGCUGGUGCCCGUGGUUCACCCGGUGAGGAGGGACCCCAAGGGGAGAGGGGCCCGGUCGGCGAUCAAGGCAUUCCUGGACCACCGGGACGGCCCCCGUCGUACACACAGCAACAAGUGUUUGAUUACGGCGGGCCAUUCGGAAGAAAGGGGGAGUCAGGAGAGAAGGGCCAACAGGGGGACCGAGGAAGUCCUGCGGCCAGCGCAGGACCACCGGGCAACCCCGGUCGCCCAGGUGCCAGAGGUCCUCCGGGCCCCAAAGGAUCAUGGGAAGAGUUCUUCAAGGGGUCUCCUGGAAUUAGAGGAAGGCCUGGAAAUGCAGGUUUCAAAGGAGUCAAAGGUGAUCACGGGCAAUGUGAAUGCGCCGUUAACAACUCCCCACCGGGGCCGCCGGGGCCGGUUGGGGACACCGGUGAGCCUGGGAUGAUGGGAGAGUUUGGACCUGAAGGUGACGCUGGAGACCCGGGACCCUCAGGAGUGGAUGGAUUGCCGGGAAGUCCGGGGGUCAUUGGUGAGCCAGGUCCAAGAGGCAGAAAAGGAGACACGGCUGUGGCCACGCAGAAAGGCUAUCGUGGCGACCCUGGAAUUUCGGGGCAAGACGGUGAACUGGGAAAGCCCGGAUUUCCAGGCCGAGACGGUGUGCCUGGGUUUCCUGGGACUCGUGGUCUUCCUGGAGAUGAUUCCAGAGGAGAGGUAGGAGAAAAAGGUUCUCCUGGUGUACCAGGACGAGCUGGAGAACCUGGACUUAGGGGAGAGCCAGGUCCAGAUGUUGAUGGUAUCAAAGGCCAGCCCGGUUUACCCGGUGAUGCCGGUCUGGACGGUUAUCCGGGAGUCCCAGGAACACCCGGUAGCCCAGGUGGCUGUAGUCCGACGGGAGCUGAAGAGCAAUGGGAUGUAACAGGUCCUUGUGGCACUUUCCCAGGACCUCCUGGCCUGCCUGGUUCUUCUGGACCCAGAGGAGUAGCUGGUCUUGCAGGUCUUCCAGGUGAAAAGGGUCUGCCAGGUCUGUUUGGACUACCAGGAGAUAAAGGAGAAAGAGGAGACAACGGACCUGGUGGUCAAUCUGGACUACCGGGUUUUCCUGGGCCCCGCGGUGAUUUGGGCCUGCCCGGCAGCAAAGGGUCUGUUGGAUCCCCAGGUGUGCCUGGGCGGCUCGGACGGAAUGGAGCACCCGGGGAUAAAGGUGUCCACGGGGAAAUAUUGGGCGCAUUCCAAGGACCCCCUGGCGAUCCUGGACCGCAUGGGCUUCAAGGGAGCAAGGGUUUCGCUGGAGAUCAGGGAGAACGAGGUUAUCCGGGAAUGGCGGGCAUGCCUGGUAUGAUUGGCUCUAAAGGCAACAGUGGCCCUCCAGGCCUGCAGGGGGCGGAAGGAAGCCCUGGACCACCAGGCAAUUUUGGCUACCCUGGUGAUCCUGGCACAGCCGGUCCACCGGGGCCGCUGGGUGACGUGGGACAACCAGGCUUAACUGGCGAAAGGGGAACAGAAGGGAACCCAGGACCUCCAGGUCCAUCUGGAAUAAAAGGUUUACCAGGGGAACUUGGUGACUAUGGGUUCCCUGGGGAGACCGGCUCGCCAGGUAAUGCAGGACAGCCAGGGCUAGACGGAAAACCAGGAAUUCCAGGAAUGAAAGGGUACAAAGGGUCUCGUGGCCAGUCCGGCUUUGGCGGUGUAUCUGGUAAUACUGGCAUUAAAGGAGUCAGUGGGAUAAAAGGAGACACUGGAUUACACGGCCAAACCGGCCCAAAAGGAAUGAUAGGCAAAACUGGAGAAAAAGGUGAUCGCGGGUUAAGGGGCCCACCUGGCGAGAAACCAGAGAUCCCUGCAAAGAUGAUUGCCAAAAUGAAAGGAACCAAGGGAGAACGUGGAAACUUCGGAAAUCAAGGCUUCGUCGGACCAAGAGGCUCAAAGGGUCUCCCUGGUGUUCCGGGGCACGAGGGAGGUCAUGGCUUUCCUGGUGAGCCCAGUCAAGAAAAGGGUUUCCAAGGAAAUCCAGGGGCAGAAGGACUGCCUGGGUUCAAAGGAAUGCCGGGCUAUACCGGGAAUAAAGGAAUUUCUGGCUUUGACGGGAUGAGUGGUGGAAAGGGGGUCAAAGGAAGUCCUGGUGCCUAUGGCGCAUCAGGGGACAAGGGCAAGAAGGGUAUCAAAGGUGACAGUGGCCUUCGUAUAGACAUUCCAGGAGUAACUGGACUGAGAGGAGAGGUUGGUUCUACAGGAGACCCAGGUGAAACAGGAUUACCUGGACUUAUUGGAGAUCGGGGACUCCCUGGAUUUGAUGGUAUCGAAGGGAAAAGGGGACAGUCGGGUGAUCCAGGCGAUGUUGGAUAUCCAGGUUCCGAUGGACAGAACGGAACUCCUGGCAACCAAGGUCAGAAGGGUUUUGUUGGGACACCUGGAACAGAGGGGCAGGCAGGUUUCCCAGGCUUUCCAGGAGUAAAAGGCUUCCCUGGUCUCAUUGGUCUUUAUGGAUUAGAUGGUCUGAAAGGACAAAAGGGUGUCUCAGGAAUCCUAGGUUUGGAUACUACUGGACCAUCUGGCAACCCAGGACCCAAAGGAGAGAAAGGUGAUGAAGGCAACUCCAACAACCAGGUGGGAGUUCCGGGCGUUGCGGGUUCAAAAGGCUCAGAAGGAGAUGUUGGUGACCAAGGCCACCCUGGACCAUCAGGAAUCCGUGGGCCAGUAGGACCAGAUGGCAAACCAGACAUACCAGGACCCCCUGGGGAUCAGGGAUUUCCUGGACCUCGAGGAUUCCAUGGUUUCCCUGGGCCCAGAGGGUUUCCUGGCAGUGACGCCCGCCCUGGAGAAAAGGGUAUUUUUGGAACACUUGGGGAUCCUGGAGUUCCCGGUAGUAAAGGGUUUAUCGGAGAUCAAGGCCCAGGUGGAUACAGGGGACCAAAUGGGAUCUCUGGGAAGAAAGGUGAGAAAGGGGAACAAGGAUCAAUGGGGAUUCCUGGUCUGUUUGGAAACAAGGGAGAAAGAGGACCAUAUGGCCCUAAAGGAGAUGCUGGACCUCAAGGUUUCCGUGGGCUUCCGGGAAACCGGGGUCCAACAGCACCGCCCAGCAUAAUCCCAGGAGAGAGGGGCCUUCCAGGACCACAGGGUAUUCAGGGACCGAGAGGCAUCCAAGGACAACCAGGAUUAGAGGGAAUUCCUGGGGAUGCUGGAUUUGUUGGGCCCAUCGGGCAGAAGGGCAUGCCCGGAAUUGGUGGAAGAUCGGGAACGCCUGGAUUCCGUGGAGAGGAAGGUCAGGUGGGGCAUGCUGGUCUGCAAGGGAUCGAAGGUAACCCGGGUAAACCGGGUAUCCCCGGCUUACCCGGCAUGCCCGGCCGCAGUGUCAGCGUGGGUUACUUGUUGGUCAAGCACAGUCAGUCUGAGCUGACGCCCAUGUGCCCUGUGGGGAUGUCAAAAAUAUGGGAUGGAUACAGUCUUUUGUAUCUGGAAGGCCAAGAAAAGGCUCACAACCAGGAUCUUGGCUUGGCUGGCUCCUGCCUUCCACGCUUCAGCACCAUGCCCUUCCUGUACUGCAACCCCGGAGACGUAUGCUACUACGCCAGCAGGAAUGACAAGUCGUACUGGCUGUCCACCACCGCCGCCCUCCCCAUGAUGCCCGUGGAGGAGGGUGAGAUCAAACCUUACAUCAGCCGCUGCUCGGUGUGCGAAGCCCCGUCAGUCGCCAUCGCCGUUCACAGCCAGGACAUCACCAUCCCGCAGUGUCCCGCUGGAUGGCGCAGCCUGUGGAUCGGCUACUCCUUCCUCAUGCACACGGCAGCAGGAAACGAGGGCGGCGGUCAGUCGCUCUCGUCACCCGGAUCCUGCCUGGAGGACUUCCGGACGUCGCCGUUCAUCGAGUGCAACGGCGCCAAAGGCACGUGCCACUACUUCGCCAACAAGCACAGCUUCUGGCUCACCUCCGUAGAGCAGUCUUUCCACGCCGAGCCGGCAUCAGAGACGCUCAAAGCGGGCCAGCUCCUGUCGCGCAUCAGCCGCUGCCAGGUCUGCAUGAAGAACUUGUGAAAGGAGACUCCCAGUGUAAAUUAGUCAUCCGGCCAUCUAUCGGUAUAAAAGACGACAGCCCUGCCUGAGCCACCGAGCUCUUACCCACAACGACUGUUUGGUGCCUUGAAACAAGUACGUUCGUCCGAAAUGUCUCAUGGUGCUUACUGGUUUAACUUAUUACCUCAGGCAAUCACACAAAGACUGUUCUUUGCUACCGUUGCACUGCAUCCAGCCUUAUCUUAAAAGCCACUAACUGCUUUUCCACCAGGCCUUCACUAUUAUUAUGAUUUUAUUGUUUUUUACUUCCAACAAGUCCUAUCCGUGUCAAAUAUACUUCUCAGUAUCUGUCAUUAACUGCGAUGCUUCAUACCCUUCCAAUGCACUGAUUCGUAUUUGAGUAUAUUGUCGAUAUGAACUUGACCGAAGAGAACUAGAUUUACAGGCUCACUUUCCAAAUCAGCUCAUCACAGUACAGCCUCGGUUCCCGAGCGUCCCCGUUCGCAAACAAUUCGGUUUUCGAACGAAAAUGUUUGGCUUCGGUUUUCGAAUGAAAACCGGUACUCGGACGGCCCCCGGCAAAACCCGGAAAUAACAGAACGCGCGGGGCCAGACCGGCGAACCCCCCACGACGGGGGUUUGUUAUUGUGAAUUCGAACGAAUCCUCAGGGGGAAAAAAAUAAAAAAAUAAAAAAAAUAAAUAAACGAAAUAACAAAACUCGCGCGGCGGUUGAUUCAGUUUUCGAACAAAUCACUUCUCUAACCGCCUUCUAGAACGGAUUCCGGUCGAGAACCGAGGCUCUAUUCUAUCAAUAUAUCAAUUCAUCGUCCUUAGGUAACCGUUUACUUAACAGGGUGAAUUAGCAAUCUAUAUAAAUUCCACCGUGGACCAAACCACAUUGGUGGAAAAAAUAUGAUACAAAGAUGAUAAAUUAUGACUAUAUUAUUAUUUGUGUUCAAUACUUUGGGGUAUAGAGCUCGUGCACCUAUGCCAUAACAUCGCAUCACUGGCCGGAAGUGCCGGUCUAACAAAGCAAAAUGUUCAAUGCUAAGUCGGUUGGUGACGACGCGGAAAUAUGUCUUGUAGCACGAUUUUGCCCAAUACCGUUAAGACAUUUAGAAGGUGGCAAUAAACGACGGUACGUGGAAAAAUGAGAUAAAACUCUGGAUUGAGGACCCGUAUUUAAUGCCGAAGUUUAUGUUUUCGCCGAUAAGAAAUUGGACUAUUAAUUCGCUUCCGCUCGUCUUGGACAACUGGAUCUACACGUGGAUGUGGUGAGGAAGUCGUCGAGAUUUACACGGAAGAGUUUGAAGGCGUAGAAAAGUCUGGACGUAUACAAAUACAUCGUUGCUGGAUCUAGAAUUCAAUACAAAUACCAUUAUUUGAAUAAAUGACCCCUGGUUUUACACAAACUCACAUUCAUUAACUAUAAUUGGGGGGAAAAAAACAAAAAGAGGACAGAGUAAUCUCCACAGAACGUACACGGAAGUGAUUGAGGCCACACAUUAACCACGCUGCUGAGACAGACUGUUUCUUUUCUUUCUUUUCUUUUUUUUUUUUUUU